AAGGUGGCGGUAUGGAGCCAUCAGUUCUCUUUUACUUUCAUUGGCUGCGAAGAAGAGCGGAACCGCUGUUGUCAGAGAUGUUGCUGUGGAUACGUGAAGUUUACAACUCUCAAAGCUUUUUAAGAUGUCUCCAUCACUGAUUGGUGUUUAGAGCCACUUUCCAUCCCAGUCUACAUUCACUAUGCUGCAAGCAGAGACCCUCCAACUGCUGUGCCUCACAGCCACCAGUGGGGUCCCUCUGUUUUCACGAGGCUCUGUAAAGCAGCUUCCCUUUUCCAUCAUCGGCUCCCUAAAUGGUGUCCAUAUGUUUGGCGCCGGCCACGGGGCUCAGUUAGCGAGCUGUGAGACGGAUCGAGGGAGCCGUGUGGUUUGGGGGGUCUUUCAGGAGAGCCUGAUGCUGAUUGCGGUGAGUGGCGGCGGGGGCUCCGCCAUCAGUGAGCUGCAGCUGCGCCGCCUGCUGGAGAACGUGUGGAACUGCAUGGUCCUGGUCCUGGGACAGGACGAGCUGGCAAACAUACGCAACGUGGAGCGGCUAAAACGGGAGUUGCGCUCUUGCUACCGCCUGAUCGACAUGCUCCUGGAGCGCGUCAGUGACGAUCAGGGAUUUAUGGGAGAUCUGACGCAGUGUGCCGACUGUUUGCUUCUCUCCCACUCAGGCUUGCUUCAGGAAGCCCUAGACUCCUUCGCCCAAGCAGCGGAGAGUGAAUUUGGCUGCCUGCUGGUGCACGGCCGUGUGGCACAGGCCACGGAGAAGUGGUGGUCUCGACUGACGUCCCAGGAAGUUGUUGUGCUCUCAGUCUUGGUGCACUCGCUCUCCGGUGCAUCUUCAUGUGACUACCCCGUCUUCCUUCCCCAAGGAAGUCCUACCGUCGCCAUUCGCUUGCUCAGUUUCCAACUACUUCCUGGGGUUCACGUGUGUGUCCUCUGUGGCCCCAAACCCUCUUUAUACAAGGCAGAGAAUGAGCUCAUCGGUCGUUUUUGGUCCACUUUUGUGGAGAACCUGCGCAGCUGUUUGGAGCAGGCCAAACAUUCUACUCUUCCCCCGUCUGUUAGCCUUCGCUGGGACAUCCAGGCGCUUCUCCUCAUCAACCGUGAAUCUCGACGUGCUGUCACCGUCUGCCCUCGUGUUCGCAGUGGCGCUCCUUUGGAGGCUACGCCUCUCCUCUCGUCAGGCAGGCGCUUGGAGCUCCUCCGCCUUUUUUAUACGUUUGCCGUGACUCGAUAUUUUACCUCUCAGGAGACAUCAGUUUCGUCAGCCUCAACUACCUCAGAGGAUUUCUUUCAGGGUUUUACCCAUGUCCCUGUGCAGUGUUACCUUGUCACAGAUGAGUGUAAGUGUUAUGGCCUGCAGAGUUCCCAACACCAGCUCUUCCUCCUCAUGGAUCUCUCUGUGCCUACGUUUGCCUUGCGUACUGUGGCUACACAGACUCUCUCAGCGAUAACUGCUGCAACUGGUUUUUAGGGCAUUGGUUUGAACAUGUAUGGGUUACUUAACCAGGUAGCAGACUUACUGGAUUUGCAAAAAUGAACAGCUCAAGCAUUAAUAGUAGAGGAUAGUUCACAUCAAAUUAAAACUGUCAUAAUUUUCUUACCCUCAUGUCCUUGUAUGAGCUGUUUGAGUUUGUGUUUUCUGCAAAAAAACAAAUCUUCCAAAAAUGGUCCAUACAAUGACAGUAAUUUUUCGAAACAACAGUGAAUCACAUUGAGAAAAAAAUGGCAAGACAUGUUUCCAAAUAUCUUCUUUUGUGUUGGCAUGCAGAUUUGGAAUGACAUGAGGGUGAGUAAAUGAUGACAGAACUUUCAUUUCGGGUGAACUAUCCCUUUAACUGGUCCCUGGCAAUUUCUGGCUGUGAUCAUCAGGCUCGUGCCUUGUUGUAUAUUAAUCAAAAGAAGACUUUUUGUUAACACUUUACAAUAAGGUUCAAUUUGAACUAGCAAUGAACUAUGUACACCAUUUAUUAAUAUUAGUUGCUGUAAUGUUAUUUCUGCAUCUACUAAUACAGUUUUAUUUUUAAAGAAGUUUAUAGUAUGAAUUAAACAUUGAACAACAGCAUAUUUAUAAAUUAACAUAAACCUAUA
Messenger RNA from Sinocyclocheilus rhinocerous, 2079 nucleotides. Its product is annotated as protein fuzzy homolog. The transcript is spliced from 2 exons. Bases 182 to 1462 code for a protein of 426 amino acids. The record is from RefSeq and is a predicted model, not a curated record. Gene Ontology annotation, biological process: vesicle-mediated transport; non-motile cilium assembly. NCBI's taxonomy places the organism in Eukaryota, Metazoa, Chordata, Actinopteri, Cypriniformes, Cyprinidae.